CGAUACAUAAUAACGAGUAUAGUAUUAGUCGGCGUUUUCUAUCAAUCAAUGAGUAGUAAAAAUGUUUGGUUAAAGUGUAGACACAAAUCGUUUUGAAUGUACUAUUGAUUUGACACUACUGUACACUCACUACACUAUAAUACAGUACUAACUCUAUUAAAACACUUUAAGUAUAACUCUAACUAUUAGUUAGAAACACACAGUUUGUCUAUCAAUACAUUUUGAGUGUUAAACAUAUUUACCGAUUGAUUGUAUUUAGUGACCACUUGUUAUCAAUUGUUUAUAUAGACAUUGAGUUUUUGAUUUGAUUGGCCACGGAUUAAGUGGACAAAUCUGAUAGUGUGUCCGCAUAUUAAUGAUCAUCGCAUAGAAACAAUGGCACAAUUACUUCCCAUCAGAUUUCAAGAGCACUUACAGUUGACCGCAAUCGGCAUCAAUGCGGCCAACAUUAGCUUCAAUACGCUUACGAUGGAGAGCGACAAAUACAUCUGUGUUCGCGAAAAGGUGGGCGACUCGGCCCAAGUGGUUAUCAUCGAUAUGGCCAACUCGUCAUCGCCCAUCCGGCGUCCGAUUAGUGCCGACUCGGCUAUUAUGAAUCCGCUGACCAAAGUUAUAGCAUUGAAAGCAGCUAUGAGGACACUGCAGAUCUUCAACAUCGAAAUGAAGUCGAAGAUGAAGGCUCACACACUGACCGAAGAUGUUGUCUUCUGGAAAUGGAUUAAUGUUAACACCAUAGCAUUGGUUACCGAAACGGCUGUCUAUCACUGGUCAAUGGAAGGCGACACUUUGCCGGCCAAAAUGUUUGACCGACAUACGUCACUGAACGGCUGUCAAAUAAUCAAUUACCGAACCGAUCAUUCGCUUAAGUGGCUACUAUUGAUCGGAAUAUCGGCACAGCAAAAUCGUGUGGUCGGAGCCAUGCAAUUGUAUUCAGUAGAGCGUAAAGUAAGUCAACCGAUUGAGGGACACGCGGCCGCAUUCACACAAUUCAAAUGCGAAGGCAAUCCUGAGCCGUCAAAUUUGUUUUGUUUUGCCGCCCGAACACAGGCCGGAGGAAAGUUGCACAUAAUAGAAGUUGGCUCACCUGUUACUGGCAAUCAGCCGUAUCCGAAAAAAGCGGUCGAUGUUUUCUUUCCGCCCGAAGCCCAAAACGAUUUUCCCGUUGCAAUGCAAAUGUCACCCAAAUAUGAUAUCGUUUAUUUGAUUACCAAAUACGGCUACAUUCAUCUCUAUGAUGUCGAGACCGGCACCUGUAUCUACAUGAACCGAAUUAGCGCCGAUACUAUUUUUGUGACGGCCCCGUACGACGCUACCAGCGGUAUAAUCGGUGUUAACCGUAAAGGACAGGUUUUGUCUGUCAGUGUCGAAGAAGAGAAUUUGAUUCCAUACAUAACGACAACACUCCAGAAUCCAGACCUUGCAUUCAGAAUUGCCGCUCGCAAUAACCUAACCGGUGCUGACGAUCUGUUUGUACGGAAAUUUAACACACUCUUUACCGCCGGCCAAUACGCCGAAGCGGCUAAGGUUGCUGCCAAUGCUCCCAAAGGCAUACUGCGAACACCGCAAACUAUUCAGCGCUUCCAACAGGUGCCCACACAAGCUGGCCAAACGUCACCGUUGUUGCAGUAUUUCGGUAUACUCCUGGAUCAGGGACAGUUGAACAAGUAUGAGUCGCUUGAACUCUGUCGUCCAGUUCUCCAACAAAAUCGCAAACAAUUGCUUGAAAAGUGGCUCAAAGAUGACAAACUUGAGUGCAGUGAAGAGUUGGGCGAUUUGGUCAAAACAGUUGAUCCUACGUUAGCACUUUCAGUCUAUUUGCGAGCCAACGUACCGGCCAAAGUUAUCCAGUGUUUUGCCGAAACUGGUCAGUUCCAGAAGAUUGUUUUGUACGCCAAAAAAGUUGGCUACUCUGCCGAUUACAUAAGCCUAUUGAGACAAGUUAUGCGUACAAAUCCCGAUCAGGGCGCUGGAUUCGCUCAGAUGUUGGUUGCCGAUGAGGAACCACUCGGUGACAUUAACCAGAUUGUCGACGUUUUUAUGGAAAGCAAUUUGGUUCAACCGUGUACUGCAUUCCUGUUGGACGCUCUGAAGAAUAACCGACCGACUGAAGGUCCCCUCCAGACGCGACUAUUGGAAAUGAAUUUGAUGACUGCACCGCAAGUGGCCGACGCCAUACUCGGCAAUCAGAUGUUCACUCAUUACGACAGAGCACAUGUAGCUCAGCUGUGCGAAAAGGCAGGUCUACUACAACGAGCACUGGAACACUAUACCGAUCUGUACGACAUCAAGCGUGCCAUUGUUCACACUCAUCUAUUGAAUCCCGAAUGGCUGGUCAACUAUUUUGGUUCGCUAUCAGUGGACGAUUCGGUUGAGUGUCUGAAACAAAUGCUGACGAACAAUAUACGUCAAAAUUUGCAAAUCUGUGUACAGGUGGCCACCAAAUAUCACGAACAACUGUCCACUACUGCACUGAUUGAUUUGUUCGAGUCAUUCAAAUCGUAUGAAGGAUUGUUUUACUUUUUGGGAUCAAUUGUCAACUUCAGUCAAGAUCCUGAUGUACACUUCAAGUACAUUCAGGCCGCCUGUAAAACGGGUCAAAUCAAAGAAGUCGAACGAAUCUGUCGCGAAAGUAACUGUUAUAACGCCGAACGCGUUAAGAACUUCCUUAAAGAGGCCAAACUAACCGAUCAAUUACCGCUGAUUAUUGUUUGCGAUCGUUUUGACUUUGUUCACGAUCUGGUUCUAUAUCUCUACAGAAAUAAUCUACAAAAAUAUAUCGAGAUUUACGUACAAAAGGUGAAUCCGUCGCGUUUACCCGUAGUCGUGGGCGGCCUAUUGGAUGUUGACUGUGCUGAAGAUGUCAUAAAACAGUUAAUAAUGGUAGUGAGAGGCCAGUUCUCAACCGACGAACUUGUCGAAGAAGUCGAAAAACGUAAUCGAUUGAAAUUGUUGUUGUCGUGGCUGGAGAUGCGUAUCCAUGAAGGCAUCAACGAAUCGGCAACACAUAAUGCUUUGGCCAAAAUCUAUAUCGAUUCGAACAACAAUCCCGAACGGUUUCUCAAAGAAAAUCAAUUCUACGACUCGAAAGUUGUCGGUAAGUAUUGCGAAAAACGUGACCCACAUCUCGCCUGUCAGGCCUACGAACGGGGACAGUGCGAUCUCGAGCUGAUCAACGUUUGCAAUGAAAAUUCACUGUUCAAAUCGGAAGCCCGAUAUUUGGUCCGUCGACGCGAUUCCGAUUUAUGGGCCGAAGUAUUACAAGAAUCUAAUCCAUUCCGUAGACAAUUGAUCGAUCAGGUGGUCCAAACAGCACUUUCCGAAACACAGGAUCCCGAAGACAUAUCAGUAACCGUCAAGGCAUUCAUGACAGCAGAUCUUCCGAAUGAAUUGAUUGAAUUGUUGGAGAAGAUAGUGUUAGACAACUCUGUAUUCUCCGAUCAUCGAAAUCUACAAAAUCUGUUGAUUUUGACGGCCAUCAAAGCCGACCGAACUCGAGUUAUGGAAUACAUUAAUCGAUUGGACAACUAUGACGCGCCCGAUAUCGCCAACAUUGCCAUCGGUUCCGAACUGUACGAAGAGGCGUUUGCUAUUUUCAAGAAGUUCGAAGUAAACACAUCGGCCAUUCAGGUGCUUAUUGAGCACAUCAAGAACUUGGACAGGGCCUACGAAUUUGCCGAACGUUGCAAUGAACCGGCCGUUUGGAGUCAACUGGCCAAAGCACAGCUGAACGAAAAUUUGGUCAAAGAAGCCAUCGAUUCAUUUAUUAAAGCCGGCGACCCGACAGCCUAUAUGGACGUUGUGGCCACUGCUCACCGUACGAACAGUUGGGAGGAUUUGGUUCGUUAUCUGCAAAUGGCACGCAAGAAGGCUCGCGAAGCCUACAUUGAAUCCGAAUUGAUUUAUGCUUACGCAAAGACUAACCGAUACGCCGAUCUCGAAGAGUUUAUUUCGGGUCCAAAUCAUGCGGACAUCUCUAAGAUUGGUGACCGAUGUUUCGAUAACGGUCUCUACGAACCGGCCCGUAUUCUCUACAAUAAUGUUGCAAACUAUGGACGAUUAGCCAUAACUUUGGUUCACCUAAAAGAAUUCCAGGGCGCCGUCGACUCGGCCCGAAAGGCCAACUCUACCCGUACCUGGAAAGAGGUUUGCUUUGCCUGUGUCGACAAUGAAGAGUUUCGUUUGGCGCAAAUGUGUGGUCUGCAUAUUGUCGUUCACGCCGACGAACUCGAAGACCUUAUCAACUACUAUCAGGGACGGGGCUAUUUCGAGGAACUGAUUAGUCUAUUGGAAGCAGCACUGGGUCUAGAACGUGCACAUAUGGGUAUGUUCACCGAACUGGCCAUUCUCUACUCGAAAUACAAGCCAUCAAAGAUGAAGGAACACUUGGAACUGUUCUGGAGUCGUGUAAACAUUCCGAAAGUAUUGCGAGCGGCAGAAAGUGCACAUCUGUGGUCAGAAUUGGUGUUCUUGUACGACAAAUACGAAGAGUUCGAUAACGCCAUCAUAACAAUGAUGAAUCAUCCGACCGAAGCCUGGCGUGAGGGACACUUCAAGGACAUGAUUACCAAAGUGGCUAAUGUUGAGCUAUACUAUCGGGCCAUUCAGUUUUAUUUGGACCACAAACCAAUGCUGUUGAACGACUUGUUGCUGGUGUUGGCGCCCCGUAUGGAUCAUACACGAGCUGUCAAUUUCUUUGCUAAAGUAAGUUUGACAAAUCACUUACCACUGGUAAAAGCCUAUCUGCGCUCAGUUCAGAGCCUCAACAAUAAGGCCAUCAAUGAGGCGCUCAACGAUUUACUAAUUGAAGAGGAAGACUAUCAGGGUUUGAGAACAUCAAUAGAUGCGUUCGACAACUUCGAUACCAUAGCACUGGCCCAACGGCUGGAGAAGCACGAGCUGAUUGAAUUCAGAAGAAUAGCCGCCUAUCUGUACAAAGGCAACAACCGAUGGAAACAGUCGGUCGAAUUGUGCAAAAAGGACGGCCUAUAUAAGGAUGCCAUGGAAUACUCGGCCGAAUCGAAACAGGCAGACGUUGCCGAAGAUCUUCUCUUAUGGUUUUUGGAGCGCAAAAAUUUUACAUGUUUUUCAGCGGUAUUGUUCCAGUGCUACGAUCUGAUCCAUGCCGAUGUCGUACUGGAGUUGGCCUGGCGUCACAAUAUCAUGCAGUAUGCAAUGCCCUAUUUUAUACAGAUUACACGCGAGUACAUCACCAAAGUGGAUGAGCUCAAGGAACUGGUCGACACCAAACUGGAAGAGGCGACAAGCAAUGAACAGAGUUCGCUGGUUUACGCACCCGAACCGCAACUUAUGUUGACAGCGCCGGCCGGUAUGAUUGGCGCCGCACCCGUGGGUGGCUAUCCAGUUGGCGGUGUCGGAUCAGUAGGACCAAUGGGACCGGGAGGAGCCCCACCCACACAGUUUUACCAGGGAUAUGGAAUGUAGACAUAAAUAUUAAUUAAAAAACAGCACUUUAAUUAUUUACUAUUAAAUUAAGUUAUAAAUUAUAUAUAAUUCGAUUGAUAAAAGAAAACUGAUUGUGUUUUUAAUUCAUUUUUAUAAUAAUUAUUUUUGUUUCCC
Oppia nitens is the source of this 5577-nucleotide messenger RNA. RefSeq names its product clathrin heavy chain 1-like (gene Chc). Gene Ontology annotation, biological process: intracellular protein transport; receptor-mediated endocytosis. Gene Ontology annotation, molecular function: structural molecule activity; clathrin light chain binding. The transcript has 11 exons. Gene Ontology annotation, cellular component: clathrin coat of coated pit; clathrin complex; clathrin coat of trans-Golgi network vesicle. The coding region runs from base 376 to 5442 and encodes 1688 amino acids. Lineage: Eukaryota; Metazoa; Arthropoda; Arachnida; Sarcoptiformes; Oppiidae. The record is from RefSeq and is a predicted model, not a curated record.